Phycomyces blakesleeanus NRRL 1555(-) is the source of this 876-nucleotide messenger RNA. RefSeq lists its product as hypothetical. The transcript is spliced from 5 exons. The coding region runs from base 1 to 876 and encodes 291 amino acids. The record is from RefSeq and is a predicted model, not a curated record. Lineage: Eukaryota; Fungi; Mucoromycota; Mucoromycetes; Mucorales; Phycomycetaceae.
AUGAUAGAAAUUGUUAGAUCAAUUCAAUUUACGUUUGGUUCUGAAAAAAGCCGAAAGAGUGAAAGUGAAAUCAGUAUCAUUCAAAGAAAUCUCGAUCAUGUAAAAUCAAGAAGGCACAAUAUUUUGAAUGGGGUUGAAUUAGCCAAAGAGGAUGAAAAAGAGCCUCCAUUUGACUAUGAAAGUAUAAAAGACAAGCAAGAUAUGCUGUUUCGAAUACAAGAAUCACAGCUUGAAUUAUCCACAUCUGAAAAGAAUACUGAACUAUUGACCGAUGCAGUUGCGAAAUACAUCAUUAGUGUAGGUAAUUAUCGAUGUAAUAUCAUGACUUUUAAAUCCCACUACGAGAGACUCGCAUCCGAGUUGAAGGAUUUAAAGAGACUACUGAGGAACUACACUUUGUUUGACUUUGCCAUCCAAAAGAAACCUAAAAACAUCAAAAGGUGCAGUUCUGAAUCCAAUAUUGUAUUUACCCAAGGGGCCCGGAAAGAGCCAGGGUUUAUGUCUUUGGGAGACAGGAUCAAAUCAAAAGAUGCAAAUGGAUCGAUGACAGAUACUCUUUCAAAUCAAAUCAUUGACAUGUCCAAUAAGCUCAGUGCUCUUAUUGAUAAACAGUCGAGAACAGUGCCAGAUUAUCAAGACGAUCAUGGUGUAGAUCUUGAGAAGAGAAAAAUGCUAUCGAGUGGCCCUAAUGGAAUUGAUUGUAACAAGAUAUCUGAACCACAUCCUCACAAAACUGUGCCUGCCAAAAGACCAAACUUUGAGUAUCUCAUUAAUAAGAUAUACUUUCAUAUAAGUUGUGGAAGGCAGAAUAUUCUACACCAAGAGUAUAUUGGUUUAAUACCCAAAAUAAAAAUGAGGACAGAUUAUGCUAUCUGA